GUUCCCACUCGGUGAUUUUAGUAGCCGGAAAACUGAACUGGUGGACACACUCCUUUUUUUACUUUGGCCAAGGAUAGGUUGAAUUAUUUUGCUGUACACUCAGUCGUUUUAAACAUUUUGUGCAAUUGUGACACUUAAUUGAGUGUAUAGUUUUUGUUUUUCGUUAGAGGAGUGUCUGUUGGGAAUAAUAAAAAUAUUGAUUCGAUUGUUGGGCCAUUCGUGGUGCUAUACGUUAAACUGUAUACUACAGCGAGAAUUUUGUUGUUUUAAUUGAAAAUAUUAUGUGCUAAGAAUGGAAAUCUAUCACGCUUCAGGAUGAUCGGCGCGAUUUUGCUUGUACUUCCGUUGGUUCAAGUUAUCAGUACUACGGUAGCGCAAUCUCCAUGUCCAAAUUACUUCUAUUACUAUCGCGAUGAGAAAACUAAUGAUCUUAUGGGUUGGAUUUCCAUACCACAACCACCAAAAGACGUAACCCUUCACUUAGUAGUUCAUUUCAGUAUUGCUACGGCCAUACCUACGAAUUAUGUAGGUCGAUUACAACUGGCAAGAUCUAAAGAGGAAUCAAUACGUGCGGUGGAAGCAGGCAAUUCAUUGACAUACAAAAUUCACUUUCCUGUUCGCCAACCCAUUCCUUUGUUAACAAAACUCUUAUUCAAUGAACAGGAAUAUUGUGUGGGUCCAAAAGCAAUCGGUUCGAUAGUGACAUCCAUAGAACUGGAACAUACAUUAUUCCCGCCAAGGAUGAUAUCUCUGGCGCAAGACGGACCAGUGCCAAUACCAAAUCCAUCAAAUAACUCAAUAUCACGAUUACCUAAUCUAAAUUUAGUACCUAGUGUAAAACCAGACUCUACGCCGUACACUGGCACAGGAAAUGCUUUUCCAAUUGUGAAACCAGGAGAAGAGACCUGCGGUCUUCCUAAUGCGAAAAGUAUAAAUCUUCUUAUUGCAAAAGGUGACAAGGUAUUACCGGGAAGGUGGCCAUGGUUGGUUGCAAUUUUCCUGGUGAAAAUAGAAUUUGAAUUUCAAUGUGCUGGCAGUCUCAUUACUGAGAAACACGUAAUUUCUGCUGCCCAUUGUUUCGAGCUAAGCGAUGAGUCAGACGUGCCAGCUAGCACUCUUCUGGUAUCCUUGGGACGCAAUAAGUUACGAAAUUGGCGAGAGCAAGGUUCGGUGAACCUGGAAGUUUCUGAAAUCAAGAUUCACUCUGAUCAUGUACGAGGCGGAUAUGGUGGAGCAGAUUCGGAUAUUGCUAUUCUAGUUCUUCGUGAACGUGUAGUAUUCACGCCUCUCAUACAGCCCGUAUGUCUUUGGAAAGGACCCAUCGACCUGAACUCCGUCGUCGGUAAAACGGGAUACGUAGUAGGAUGGGGUCGAGAUGAGGAAGGCAAUAAGUACACAGCCGAACCUCGCAUGGCGAGAGUACCUAUUGUUUCCCAGGAAGUCUGUCUACGAAGUAACGAAGGUUUUCUCAAAUCAACGUCAAAUCGUACCUUAUGCGCCGGUUCCAGGGACGGUAGUGGUCCUUGUAACGGUGACAGCGGUAGCGGUCUGGUUUUGCGUGAUCCGAAUACAGGUAGAUAUCACCUGAGGGGCGUCGUUUCAUUAUCAUUAUUUAAUUCGGCUACGAAUACUUGCGAUUGGUCACAGUACGUCGUAUAUGUUGAUGUUGCCAAGUAUCUCGUGUGGAUUCGAAAGCAAAUCGAAUCUACAUGAUGUAUUAUUAUAAUUAUUUUUCCCAUGUAAAACAUUAGCAUACAAGUCUUUCUUGUUCGAAUUAGACUGAAAGUGUAGCCUCUUAAAGAGGUGCUAAAGGAAAUUUCAUCUGUAAGAUGAUACUAAAAGAGCUUGGAAUAUGCACAUAGUACUGUUUCGUUUUUCAACGUGUAAACAGAAUGUUUUGUUCUUUCAGUGACUGUAAGUGACAUUAAUUUAUAUUUGAUGAAAGCUUUCUAUUAUUUAAGUAAUCUUAAUGGAGUAUGUCUCAUCGUACGGUAAAAAUGUCGUGGCAUCAUAUCCGAAUGUGCUCAAUAGGAAUUUACUGUUAAUUUAUUGUACUCAAUCUUACAAACGCUUAUAGUUAAAUUAUUAAAUUAUUGAUUAAAUAAAAAAAAAAGAAUCUA
This is a messenger RNA of Cephus cinctus (wheat stem sawfly), 2120 nucleotides long. Its product is annotated as serine protease gd. Bases 316 to 1713 code for a protein of 465 amino acids. Lineage: Eukaryota; Metazoa; Arthropoda; Insecta; Hymenoptera; Cephidae. The record is from RefSeq and is a predicted model, not a curated record. The transcript is spliced from 6 exons. Gene Ontology annotation, molecular function: serine-type endopeptidase activity. Gene Ontology annotation, biological process: proteolysis.